This is a messenger RNA of Protobothrops mucrosquamatus (brown spotted pit viper), 1682 nucleotides long. Its product is annotated as rho guanine nucleotide exchange factor 38-like. Gene Ontology annotation, molecular function: protein binding; guanyl-nucleotide exchange factor activity. The record is from RefSeq and is a predicted model, not a curated record. The coding region runs from base 1 to 1671 and encodes 556 amino acids. Gene Ontology annotation, cellular component: cytoplasm. NCBI's taxonomy places the organism in Eukaryota, Metazoa, Chordata, Lepidosauria, Squamata, Viperidae. The transcript has 10 exons.
AUGGGGAAUGAUGAUGAUAGGAGUGCUGAUGUCAAAGAUAGUAGGGGAAUAGCUGCUACAUUUCCAAAUUCUCUUUUGUACUUAACAUGGCUUACUUUAAAUUCUAGGGGAAAACCAAAUCUACUAGACAUGGGAUCUCUGAUGAUCAAACCAAUACAACGUGUAAUGAAGUAUCCUUUGUUAUUAUGUGAGCUCUUGAAUGCAACUCCCAGGUCUCACCCUGACCACAAAGCACUUCAGGAUGCCUUGGUUGCUAUGAAAGAUAUGAACAUGAAUAUAAAUGAACUUAAAAGGAGAAAAGAUAUAGUGCUUAAGUAUAAGAAGAAUGAUGAAGACGAAUCUUUAAAGGAUAAAUUUUCAAAGUUAAACAUUCACUCAAUUAGUAAAAAGUCCAAGAGAGUGACUGGUCACCUGAAGAUUUUGACUGGAGGAGAACCUCAGGUGAAAGAUGAAGUUUUUAAUAAAGAGGAGAAGUUAUUCAAAAGCUUAGAAAAGACGGUCAAACUAUGUGUGAAGAAUAUUCCAUUGUCUCUUCAGCAUUUAGAAGAUUCUGUAUUUCUCGGAGCACAGUGCAUAAGUGAUCUUCAGGAUCUGAUACAUGAGAACGAAAAAGGGGCAAACAUAUCUUCAGAUACAUUGAUUAAUGCUGGGCAUCCCAGCAAACUAUUUCUGAAUCAAGUAGAUAGGUUGGUGCUGAUUCCAUUGACUGCACUGCAGGCUCUUUUCUUCGGCCCCCAGAAGCUCAUCCAAAAACGUUAUGACAAACUUCUGGAUUAUAGUAGCUUGUAUCAAAAGGCUUCAGGGGAUGAUACUGACCUGGCCAGGAAAGAAUAUGAGGCCCUCAAUGCUCAGCUGGUGGAGGAGCUACAGCGGUUCAAUGAAGCAGCAAAGAAAAUUGUGACCAGUUGCCUGUGUUGUCUCAUCGCUCUCCUGAAAGACAUGAUGUCAUCAGCAUCACAAUCCUUUUCAACCAACGAAUCCCAGUUACUAGCAAUUAAACCAGAGAAAUCUUCUCCAAGUAUCAAUGAAAUACAGGAUCAGGUUCUUGAAGAUGUUCACAAUUUGAGUUGUAUCAAGGAAAAUCACUGUGUAACUUUUAUUGAAAGAAAGCUGAGUUUUGAAAAAAAGAGGCCUGUCUCUCUCCAGAAUGAAUGUAUUAAAAUGAGAGAAGCAUUUGUGGAAGACAAGUCUUAUAGCUUCAAAAAUAUGAACAAGCACAAAGUUCUUAAAGGAUACGUUUAUUCUUCCUUCCUGAAACCCUAUAAACCAGCCAAGGCACCAAAAAAUGCUGGGGAAACCAAUUUCUGUGAUGGUGACUUUGAUAACAUCAGCCUUUUUAUCUCUUCACGACAACCGGAUGACAACAGUUCAAAACCCAGAGGACACAAAAGAAAUGGCAGUGACUCUUCCUAUAAUAGUCUGUGUGAAAAAGAAUCUGUUAAUGGCUCUGAACUGGAGAGCUUUUAUGAAACGGAUGAGCAACACACUUUCUAUGCUGUUCAUGCAUUUCAAGCAAGGAGUAAGCAGGAACUCAGUCUUCACGAAUAUCAGCGAGUUCAAAUCCUUCGUUUUUCAGACCUGAGUGGCAAUAAAGAAUGGUGGUUAGCUGAAGUUGAAGGACAAAAAGGAUACGUGCCAGCUAAUUAUCUUGGGAAGAUGACAUACACGUAAAUAUCAGAUUG